UAGGGCCAGAAGUUCUCUUGCUCCUCCACUGUUCGGCCUGCACAUGAGCGGAUCACGAGAGAGCCGCAGUCGCUGAUGUCGCCAGUGCAGAAGGUCUCAUGGAGCUUGUCAAAGCGGCAGUGUUUUUGUUGUAUUUUCCUUCACAAUGCACUUUAGGAUUUCAAUAAGAUGUAUGUGUGUUUUGAGAUAGUGACUUUUCUUCUCGCCUUCAACUUCUACGAUUUGGUUCUUACUCAGGAUUCCUCCUGCUGCCACCAUGCUGAGAAGCUAUCACCAUGUUGGGAAGCAUGCGAACAGCUCGCCACCAUUAAAAGCGAAUCCCGUUUGAAGCACCUACUACAGCGAUUACCAAGCUACUGCCCUGAGUCUAUGAAUGAGCUUUGGAUCUGCGUCAACUCCACACUACCUGGGUCAUCCAGGAAGUCCGAUGGUUGGGUGGGCCUGGGCUGCUGUGAGCUAGCCAUCUUGUCCGAGUGCCGCAGGGAGUGCAAGCAGGCAUCAUCCAAGACCGACAUCACAAGAGUAUGCAAAAAAGACACAGAGAAACCACUACACAGCUGUAUCACCAAAAAUGAGAUGGGCUCGGUGUGCUGCAGCUAUGCAGGGAGACACACCAACUGCAGAGAGUACUGCCAGGCCAUCUUCCGGACAGACUCCUCCCCCACCGUCUCGCAAAUUAAGGCUGUCAAGGAAUACUGCCAGAGCAUCAGCCCCGAGCUCAUUGGCUGUGUGGGCAACUACUCCAAGUCCUACCCAAUCAGGAGCCCAAUAGACAGCCUGUACUGCUGCGACCGGGCUGAUGAGCCCCACUGCCAGGUGGCGUGCCGGCGCAUCCUGCGCACCAUGACGACAGAGCACGAGAUUAUGGAAGGCCUGAUCGAUGAGUGUGGCAGCCAGCCACUGCCCCAGGACCCGCUGUGGCAGUGCUUCCUGGGCAGUGCCCACCCCCCCACCGAGAGCGAGAUGGAGACCUCACCUACAGCCAAGAUGGACGGCGCUAAGCUGCACUGCUGCUACAAAGCCAAUACCUCACUCUGCCGGGAUAUGUGUCAGGAGAUCAGCACAAACUGGGGAACUCAAACAUGGCAGGAGUUUGACCAGAUGUGUGAGUACAGCCCUGUGGAGAAGCCCCUGGUCACCUGCCUGGCCGACGUCAGGGAACCCUGCCAGCUGGGCUGCAAGGACCUGGGCUACUGCACCAACUUCAACAACAGGCCCACAGAGCUGUUCCGUAGCUGUAACGUCCAAUCAGACCAAGGCGCCAUGAAUGACAUCAAGCUGUGGUCCAAUGGGACGAUCAAGAUGCCCUUUAUGAACAUCCCCGUCCUGGACAUCAGGAAGUGUCGUCCGGAGAUGUGGAAGGCUGUGGCCUGCGCCCUGCAGAUCAAACCCUGCUACAGCAAGUCCCGCGGCAGCGUCAUCUGCAAGUCGGACUGUGUGGACAUCCUGACACAGUGUGGUGACCGCAGACGCUUCUACGAGGGACAGACGGCCGAGCGCAUCUGUGAGAUUCUGUCACCCAUAGACGACCCUGAACACUGUAUCCCCCUGGAGAGAUACCUCACUCCUAGCAACCUGGGUAAUAUCAUUGAGGAGGUCAUCCACCCGUGUAACCCCAACCCCUGUCCCAGCAACCACCUGUGUGAGGUGAACAGGAAGGGCUGCCAGCCUGGACAGGACUGCCUGCCUUACUUAUGUGUACCUGGCUGUAAACUGGGUGAGGCCUCAGAAUUCCUGGUCCACGUGGAUGCCCGUAUCCAGGUGCCCAUGCGUAACGGCCAGGCGGGCUGCUUUGAGGUUUGUACCUGCGGACAGAGUGGCAGGCUGGAUAACUGUGCCGAGAUGCCCUGCAUCGACACCUCCAAGACCUGCGUUGUGGGGGGCCAGAGAAAAAACCACGGGUCGUCAUUCAAGGUGGACUGCCACCCCUGCUCCUGCUUCGCUGGAGAAACCAUCUGCUCCACCCGCCAGUGCCUGAGUGCUGAAAGUUCAGACGAGGACCGCAGCCUAUUCACAGGGCUCCCGUGUGGCUGCCCUGACCGUUUUGUGCCAGUGUGUGCCCGUAACGGCCGCACCUACCCUAGUGCCUGUGUGGCACGCUGCAUGGACUUCAAAGACGACCAGUUUGUGUUUGGCCACUGCCGCAGCAGUGACCCCUGUUCCCCCAGCCCCUGCCCGACGAACCAGAGGUGUAUUGCCAACCGUAGGGUAUGCCUUACAGACAUGGCUGACUACCCCUGUCCUCAGUUUGAGUGUGUGGGCCCCACAUCAGGUUGUGACAAGAGCUACAUGGACCCAGCAUGCGACACAGACAACAUGGAACAUCCCAGCCUCUGUCAGCUCCUCCUGCUGAGCAAGACCUUGGCCUAUAUGGGCCACUGUCAGGACGCCUGUAAAAGGGCGCGGCCCGUGUGCGGCCACAAUGGCGAAACGUACAACACGGUGUGCGAGGCCUACUCGGACCGCGUUGCCGUGGACUACCAGGGGCGGUGCCAUGCCGUGGGGGCGGUGGCAGAGUUUGCCUCUGACUCAGGCUGUGACAUGAUCCCCUGCCCCGCCCUGUCCUCCCCGGGCUGCAUCCCUGUCACACCACCUGGCGCCUGCUGUCCUCUGUGCGCGGGCAUGCUGCAGAUCCUGUGGAACAAGGAGCAAAUGAGAGUCUUCGCUAAGUUGAACAGGAAGCAGCCAGUGACGGUCCAUGACAUCCUGAGGAUCCUGCGUCUCCACAUCUCCGUGCCGCAGUGUGACAUCUUCGGUUACCUGAGCAUCGACUCAGAGAUCGUCAUCCUCAUCGUCCCCGUGGACCAGCAGCCAACCCCGCUGCAGAUUGAAGCCUGCAGCAUGGAGGCGGAGAAGAUCGACUCACUCAUCAACUACGGCAGCCCCACCCUGGUCUCCCACGUGCCCCUGUCUGCCUUCCUCACCUCCGACGUCUCCAUCUCCACCAUCAGGUCCACGGGAUACCCCAGCUCCUCGCCCUCCUCCCUGCCCAUCUUCCUCUGCCUCGCCCUCAUUCUAGCCCAAGGCAUAGCCGAGGCCUAGCUAGUCCCCAUUAGCCAGCCAGGCCCUGGUGCCACAAAGCCUGGUGUGUUGUGGACUAUUCUAAGUGACCCUAUCCCAGGUCAUUGCAUGACAGGAAGCAUCAUCCUGUAAAAGCCUUGACAAUCAAUCCUAUUAACUCUACUGCACAAGCAUCAGUCAUAUACGAGAUGCUAUGAGAUUCUUCUUAUUCCAAUGACAGAGGAGACACAAUCACAUUCCAGGUUUGGUUCCACAGAACUCUCUAUAUAUCGUGAUAGGGAAGAUUAGUUUUUUAUCACACAGUGUUUUGUAUCCAGUAGCGCUCUCCUCCUCUAAAGCUAUGGAGGGGUGUGUGUGUGUGUGUGUGUGUGUGUGUGUGUGUGUGUGUGUGUGUGUGUGUGUGUGUGUGUGUGUGUGUGUGUGUGUGUGCAGAACACCCCCCCCCCGUCCUCCUUACCUUUUCCCUCACCCACUCCCCUCCCCUCUCCUCCCCCCUAUCCAGGUUUUGCAUUUGUACUAUUGUAAAUAGAGAAGGAGUUGGGAGGUGCAGACUGAGACAUUUUGAAUGUCAAACAGGUGGAAGACAAGCAUCCCCCGCUCUAUAAGCUGAAGACACACAAAAAGGGAUUCUCGUUGUUCCUUUAGUGUAGAUAAGAUAUAAAAAUAAAUAACAGGAACAACAGCCAUGUUUUUAAUGAAAAUGACAAUCAUCACUUUACCCAGCACUUGGGUAAAACAAAUGUGGGACAAUAUGCAUUGUAUAUAGUUCCUAUAGAAAGUAAAUGCAAUAACUCUGUAAUGUUGAUAAGAAUUAUUCUGAAAAUAUUCUAUAUUUGAUAUGCAUAAGACAUGGAUUGAAACGUGAUUCACUAUGUGCCUCUUUUUUUAUUUUCUUAUAUUCUUGCAUGAUGACCUUUUUAUUUUUUUAUCAGUUUGAUUUGAUGAUGUUUCUAUGCCUACGCAACACGAAGUCUCCCCGUCGUUCUACAGUAUUAUCGUGCUAGGCAGCUCUGAAGCAGCACAAUCUUUUCCAAGGGUCUUUGUAGUAUUACACCUGUUUGUCUCUAAGAGUUUUUUUUUUUUUUUAUAAUAAUGUAUUUUUUUGUUGUUGUUAUUUUUGUGAUAUCAAAUGUGUUCAUAUUGCCAAUGUUUAGAAAGAAUAGAGAUGUAGGCACUUACGCAAUACUUUAAUCGUCACUCUAUUGCAUCAUUUUCUCGGCGGAGAUGCCAGUACUUGCAAUGUGUGUGUGUGUGUAAAAUGCCAACAGAAUGCAUAUUUUAUGGAAUAUAAAAUCCUCCAAUCAAACAAA
Messenger RNA from Salmo salar (Atlantic salmon), 4331 nucleotides. Its product is annotated as reversion-inducing cysteine-rich protein with Kazal motifs. NCBI's taxonomy places the organism in Eukaryota, Metazoa, Chordata, Actinopteri, Salmoniformes, Salmonidae. Gene Ontology annotation, molecular function: protein binding; metalloendopeptidase inhibitor activity. Gene Ontology annotation, cellular component: plasma membrane. Gene Ontology annotation, biological process: sprouting angiogenesis; blood vessel maturation; extracellular matrix organization. The record is from RefSeq and is a predicted model, not a curated record.